UUAAUACUAUGUAAUGUUUCCUAAAUGUAAAUAAAAUAAUUACCUCUUCUCUCACAGACAACCUACGUACACCACAGAGUGUUCAGAGGAGAUUCACUACGGAGCCAACUGAAACGGGAGGAGCUAAUUAGUAUGCUGUGUGCAUUGAUGAGCAAAUCCAUCAUUAGCUCCUUGUCUUUGGAUAGAGCUUUUCAGGUUCCAGUUGACGCAGUCUCAGAUACAAAGGAAAGCAGAGCUUCUGCUGUGAAGUUGGGUACGAAUGCCAGAACGCCCCCUCCUCGCCCCACCCUCACUAUCAGUCAGAGGGAUAAUAAGCCUGUCCAAGAGGACAGCAGGAGGAGAAUCCGACAUCUCCGUACUCUUCAGGCUCCCAAGAGGGUGGUCAGCUCCAUGGACUUGGACAUUUUCAGGACCACUAGUAGAAGCAGUGGGAUGGUGGGUCAAGCUGGCUUGUCCAGUCAACAGCAACAACAAUCUCUUCAGCGAGCCUCCCAGCACCUCUGCAGCCAUCUCAAACACAUCCCUAGCAGCCUCUGAGAUCACUGAGAAUUUGGUGUGUAAACUCCUCCAGGGGGAUUCUCCAGACUUCAUGUCAUCCAGCAACCACACCAGCCCAAGCCCCUGAGGAACAACAUUCAACUAAUGGAACUGCAUAAACCUCAUUUUCUAAAUAUCUAGGCUUAAUACAAAUAAUUUUGCAAUGACAUUAUUUGGUCACUUGUUCAUGAUUUUAAUAUGAUCAUUCAAAGUAGACUACCUGAAUUUCGCAUUUUGAGGUGUAAGCAAAAAUACUGCUGUCCCUUCCUGGUGAAGCACCUGACUGUGUUCAUCCCAGCGAUUGGAGGAGUGCUGUUUGUGUUUGUGGUCAUCUCUCUCCUGCAGACCAGCUUCACUGACCCUGGCAUCCUGCCCCGGGCCACGCCGGAUGAUGCCGCAGACAUUGAGAAGCAGAUCGGUUUCAGAGUGAAAUGGAAGAGGGGAAGAACCUUCACUUGGCCGAACUGGCUUGGGAUGUGAAACGACGCCCCAGGCUUGAGGAGCUGGAAAGAGAAGUGUGCAGGGAGCUGCGCCUGGAGCGCCGAAUCCGCUGGUCGGUGAUUGGACAGCCUGGUAGCCAGAUGGGAGAUUGGAGACCCCUGGGAAUGGAGACACACACACCUCUGAAUAUUUUGCCAGUAGCGCUGUGGAACAUCCAGAUGCUCUUUUGCGAACUUCAAACGUGCAGCAAUGUUUUUAUUUGGACAGUCGGUGGCUUCUUCGUGGUGUCCUCCCAUGAACACCAUUCUUGUUUUUGUGUUUUACGUAUCGUAGACUCGUCAACAGAGAUGUUAGGAUGUUCCAGAGAUUUCUUUAAGUCUUCAGCUAACACUCUAAGAUUCUUCUUAACCUCAUUGAGCAUUCUGCGCUGUGCUCUUGCAGUCAUCUUUGCAGGACGGCCACUCCUAGGGAGAGUAGCAACAGUGCUGAACUUUCUCCAUUUAUAUACAAUUUGUCUAACCGUGGAGUGAUGAACAUCAAGCUUUUUAGAGAUACUUUUGUAACCCUUUCCAGCUUUAUGCAAGUCAACAAUUCUUAAUCUUGGGUCUUCUGAGAUCUCUUUUGUUUGAGACAUGGUUCACAUCAGGCAAUGCUUCUUGUGAAUAGCAAACUGAGUGUUUUUUUUAGGGCAGCUCUAACCAACAUCUCCAACAUCUCCAAUCUCCAACAUCUCUAAUCUGGUCUCAAUGAUUGUACUCCAGGUUAGCUGACUCUAAUUAGCUUUUGGAGAAGUCAUUAGCCUAGCGGUUCACAUACUUUUUCAACUUACACUGUGAAUGUUUAAAUGAUGUAUUCAGUAUAGACAAGAGAAAUACAAUAAUUUGUGUGUUAUUAGUUUAAGCAGAAUGUGUUAAUCUGUUGUUGUGACUGAGAUGAAGAUUAAAUAGACUGUUAUGACCAAUUCAUGCAGAAAAUCAGAUAAUUCCAAUAGGGUUCAUAUACUUUGUCUUGCCACUGUAUUUGGAUGAUGUGAUAUGCGUUUGCCAGUUUGGUAAAUGUAAAACGUUUAGAUGAGGAGGAUGAUUAAGUUGCAACAAUGGAGACCACACAUUUGAUAUAGAAUAAUUGCUAAAAAAUAUGAAAGGUAUACUUGUUAUAUUUACUUUUUUUUAAAUUUGAUAUGGAUUAACAUGUGUUUUGAUUUCCAACAUACUGUAAAUCUAUAUCAAUUCCGUUGAUGUACCUUUCUGUGUUCAUAUAUACAGAUUACUGUUAGGGACUUGCUGCUCAUGAUUGGGCACAUAACUAGCUCAGUAUUGGAGGAGGUAAAUAGCAUCCUGAUCCCUGCCUUGGUUGACCUUAUAAGGUUGAGAGCUUCAGAAAGUGAUGCAGAGAGUAUGCUCUCCAUCAGCAAAGACACCAACGAAGAUUCAACCCAGGGCUCUGUCAGCUGUACCUCCCUACUCUCCAAAGUCAAUGUGACCUGUCUCACUCAGAGUCCUGACAGUAGGUUCUCCCCAAUCUCCAUUGAUGAACCAGUCACUGCUGUCCAGACUUAUUGUAGCAGCAGUUCUCUGUCCAGUGAGGAACGAGCACACUCUUCCUCCAGUCAGAUCUCUAAUAAAAACCUACAGGCUGCUAGGCCACGUUCUACCAGGACCCAAUCUGCCAUGCCCCAAUCUGAUAAUGUGACAGGUUAAAGGAAAUACUAAUAGCCUGUUAUACAUUAAACAGUAUUAGUAAAUUCAUAGUAUGUGAGGAUCUUAAAACAUCUAAGGUUAAGAAGAUCAUGCAUUCAGUAUUAGUUGAUAGAUUGAUAACAUUUAUAUAAUUGUGUUCAAAUCCGUCAAGCAUACAAAGGGUACGAAUUGUGAGAGGAAUGUGUAAACGUUAUGUUGAUUACUUUAUGUUGUCGUGGGUAAAAGUGUUAAUCUGUGAUCUACUAAAUGCUCUUAAUCUAUGAGCCUGAGAUUGAUUGCUCUGGUCUCCACUCAAAUUCACGGAGAAUUCGCGGUCUUUUUCUCAUUGCACUAAAGGUUCUCAAUGAGUACACAUGAACCUAUCACUCUCGUGAUUCUUUCCCCCCUUGUUCAGGUACGUUAUUGAUGAUUAAAACGAGUAAUUUAAAUGUAAUAACUUGCUAACAUGUCAAGAGUGUUUAAGGUGUGUCUUAGUAACAUAUUGAGGAAGUUAGUUAAGUUUGCAGAGAGUAAUAUGAGCCGUGCUCGUUUGCAGCUAGCUUCGUACUGCUAGGUACUGCUACGUAGGUGCCAUUUUAUGUCGAUUGUGAAUGAACAUGUGCUUUAAUAAGAUAUUUUGCGGCAUUAUUUGUGUAAUUGUUUUUCAAACACUUUAUUGCCUGUUGAUAAAUUGAGUUAUGGUUUACUGAGUUAAAGCUUUGUACUUGACAGUUAUUUUGAAAAUAGUAUUUGUUUCAGUGAUGUACAGUGUAUACUGUUGUGACUUGAAUAAAACUAUCUAUUUCCUGUAGAUCUGUUAUUCUGUAAAAUGUGUUACUUAUGUAAAAUGAUUGCACUAAAAGUUCUCAAUGGGUAAACAUUAACCUAUCACUCUUGUGAUUCUUUCCCCCCUUGUUCAGGGGUGUAACACUAAACCACCACCUGCUAAACCACAAUCUGCUAAACCACCACCUGUUAAACCACCACCUGCUAAAGCACAAUCUGCUUAACCACCUACUGCCACUGACUACUCUGGAACCUUAUCUGCUGUGGUAGGUUGUGGGCAUGUCAUCCCUGUCAAACUGACCUUGGCCAGUUUCUCCUCCUUACUCUCCAGCGAAGAGACCAACACCAGCUUCCCCUCCAGCCAGGGCUCAUCUAGCAGAAGCUCCCUGGUGUCUACCACUUUGAAAAUCUCAGCCACUGACAUGCAUCCCAAGCAGAGGUCAGCCAGGAGCAACUCCUUCUCCUCCUCCUCUGACUCCAUCAAGCUUUUAGACAGAAUGAGUGACAUUCCUUGCUCCCUGGCUGUGAGCUCUAUUUCAACUGUUCCUGGACCUGACUCUAGCAGCAGCCCUAUGCGGGAGAAUAAAUUUGCUACUAAGGUCUCGUCGAUCUGCCUCAGCCAAGAUAUAAAUGGUCAAGGAGGGAGUCUGACACAUCCAGCCCCUUUGGGUGUUUCCCUCCCCUCCAUUAUUGAGUGUGCUGGCAGACUUGUAUGUUCGGUCAUCUCCCAGUCUUUAGCAAUUGCUGAGCCGCGGUGAAGUGUGAAUGGUGAGGAGGGCGCUCCAUCUCCCACCACAGUCUCCCAUUCUCCUACAAGGGUGUUUGUCAGCCACAUAAGGAGUAGCCCACUAGGUGAGGACCUUGUAGAUUCAACACUUGCGGAUGUUAUCUCUGUCCUGAAAAUGGAGGGAAUUCUUUCCUCCUCUCCGACUUUGGACGAGGAGCUGCUUGAUCUCUCCUCCAGUUGUUCUUCGUCAUCCAGCGAAACACUGCAAUGUGUGUCUGUUGGCCCUCUUGGCAGUGGGUCGGAGACGUCCUUCAAACUUCUUGGGGGUCGUACUAUGAGUGUCGCCACCCCAACGGCCCAUGUUAUCACAGAGGACUUAGAAGUCUACAGUGAUGAGAUCAUUAACGAAAUCCUUAUUAUAAUGAGGACCAAAAAAAGAUGAUGACAGUGGAAGUGACGUCUCUGGUGCAUCAACACCAUGCAACACACCAGCACCACAGAGCCGGUCCUCUUCUGCACUGAGGGGAGUGCUUCCCCAUGACAGGAGGAUACUCAGCACAACACUGCUUGGAAUCCAGAACACACUAGACAGUGAGAACCUCUCAGGAGAGAGCUCCAUCUCACCACAGGACAAUGCCAGAGUCCUGGAGAUGAUAAAGUUGUUGCAGAGGCGCCUUGAGGGGACACCCUCAGAGUCCUCCAUCCAUAUCACAGAUGUGGCUUCACCCUUGGGCUUUCCUCUCCCUGUAUCUCUCCAUGCUGUUCAGUCGUGUGUAUUUGCCACUGACGAAGACCUGAAGGCAGAAAGAGUGAAGGGAGUCUUUGAAAGCCUGAGAUCCCGGUUUGAGCUACUCCAUCAAGCCUGUGAGUAACAUCAUUACCAGGGCAACAACAAAGAUGGCUGCCUCCAAUCAGGUUAGUUUAGAGACACUCCAGGCAGCAUCAGCAACAUCAUCUGCUAUGGCUCAACCUUAUUAGUUUGGUUUUAUUUCAAGUUGCCAUGGUGUCCUGCUCUGAUGACUUAGAGGGUCUGGGUGAUCAUCUCAGAUGCCCCUCAACUUUAACCAGAGUUCUGACACCUUUGACCUCAGAGAAAGCUACACUGACACCUGCUGUUCAGAAGAUCAGAAGGGAGAUGUCUAAGGAAGUGGCCACUGAACUCCAGAGUUUCUUGAUCAAGGAAUCCCUUACUGGCACCCAGACACCAUCCAAUGGACAUGUUUGCACUUCUGGUUCUGCCCCAAGGGAAGCUGUGCGGGACAUCCUGAGGAAAACCAAAGAGGAGGCUUCCAACAAAAGCCUGAAUAAUAUUUUCUCUGUUAGUUUGGAUGAGCGGCUCACAGACUCCAUUGCAGAUGCCUUAUAUCCAAAGUUGCAUGACACAUUGGAGUCCAAGAGAGAGCUGCAAGCUUCUUAUUACAGCUCCCAGAUCAGCUGCAGCCUCAGCCCCUUCGAAGUUGAGAGCAGCCUAGAGCUCCAGGAGUUCACUGACCCACUAUCUGAGUCAGUAUUGUGUCUCCUGGAUAGGACAUUUAGAGAUGAAGCUCAGAACUUAAAGACAGGCGGGGGUGUUUUACAAUAUGUCACAGACCCAACCUAUAAGAAGCUUUUGAUUGAACCCCACACCAACGAUGUCAAUGUGGUUGUGCACACGAUUGCAUUGGAGGAGUUGCCUGUUGAGGGUUGUAUUGCGCAAAGUGAGGCCAUUCAUGGCCUUCACAAGAAGCAAGAAUUACCUUCCAGCACCAGUGACAGAGGGAAUGAGACCCCGAGCCCUACUAAUUGCCUACUGGAGGGUGUAGUGGACAAACUGGUACGGAAGAUGCUAUUUCAGGGCCUUGACAUCCCUGAGGUACCCAUGAACGACAGCCGCUCUGAGAACUUUAAGCUACAGUAUGAACUGUUUGCAAAGCUUUGUCCUCUGAUGGUCAGGACAAUCAUGGCUACAACCAUAGCCAAUCAACCACCUACUAUUCAAGAAGCAGUGAUGUCUUCCGAGAACAUCCAUGUAAAAGAGCUGUGUGAGGCAGGUAUCAAACCUCUCAAAGAGAACAAUGUACCCGAUGACAGCUGGACCCUAGUUGAGGAUGUGACCAACAAGCUGUCCAGUGCUCUGUGGGUGAGGGUGACUAACAGGUGGAGGGAAGCAAAUGUCUGCCUGAAGGCAACAGACAUCUUUCAGUUGGUGCUGUCUGUGCAUAGAAAGUUGAUGCAACGCUAUGGCACAGAGGAAGCCCUACAGGAGAUACUGUGCCACAAGGCACCCAAGCUGCACAAGGACAUUGUCUGUCUUGUCACAAACGGAAUUAUGGAUGCACCAUCCAAACUUCAAGGCACCAAAAAUCUGGAAUCUACACUCAACUUGAAAGAAUUGACAGCCUUGUUUAAUGAAAUGACAACCCGUCAAUCUUUGAAUAAGAAAGCUGAGCAGAGCAGCAUCAAGACUGAGAUUGAACAGCCGGAGUGGUCCACUGUGGAUCAAGUGACAUCCGGUUCCACCAGCUUCAUUAGGGAGCUAAUAUUAGAAGAAGUCCUGAUGAAGCUUGUCAAGAAAAUAUGCCGUGUGCCAAAAAGGACCAACAAACAUCAGCGCAUCCAGAUCAGUGAUCUGGUGACUGAGCUGAUCCGAUUGUUCGAUGAUGAGGUGGCCAAAUAUCUGAUUGAGGAAAUGGAAAGCCAGCAAAAAAGUUUCAAUUCUAAGAUGACAUCGAAGCUGGCAGAUGCCAUCUACACUGACCUUGGGAAGGUCAAGCCUUUGAAACGCUCCUUGAAAAUUGACGAUAUAUUUGAGGAUCAGGAGAUGCUUUCCAUUGUCUCUGACAUUGUUUCCCACAAGCUACUGGCCAUCUUGAAACCCUCACUGCCCAACCCAUAUGACCACGAGACCUCAGACCUUGAAGAUUCAUGCAGUGAUGAUGUGGAGGAUGCGGAAUCUGAGGGGGUGCAUUAUGCCACCGGCAGAAAGUCCAAGAUGAGCAUUGUCCUUAAAGACACUACAGAACAGCCAGAGAUGUACAUUGCUGUGGAUUCUCCACCUAUGAUUAAAUUAUCCAAGAUGAGGAAAGGCAUCCGGGGCUUCUUCUGGGGAGUCCAGAAGGCCUGGAAACGCUUGGUCACCUGCAAGUCCUCUGGGUCCUCUGAUGGGUAGCCUGGAUGACGUGCAGCCCAUGUCAGUUGCUUUUGCCAGGCUACAUCUGAGGAGAACACCACAACUGGCCUCAAUACAACAUUUUUAUUUUUGUUGUUCAUUUCUGUUUUCAUUUUGAGUCCCCUAAUGCUGCUCUAUUUGAACCAGGCUGUCAGUGGACUAGCUUACCAUUAGUUUAUACUCCUUAAGGAAGAUCCACUAUAGGCUACUCAACACCAAAAUUCCAUCUGGGUCUUUUGAUCCCUUAUUAGCUCCCACUCCUGUAACUAGGAAUGUGAGCUUCUAAAUGUCAUUCAGACAUCUACAGCUUCUCCUGUGAUCAGGAAGAUAAGCUAAGAAGCCCAACCAAUUUAGAUGUGAUGCCAUCUCCCUAUUGUAAUCAUUGAUCCACGUCCAUUGCAGCCUCUAAAUUUGAUGUAGAUAUUUAGCCUAAAUUAAAGAAUUACAAGGAGGGUAGGCCGACAGCAGCUUCUACUCUUACGAUUAGGAAAGUGGUGCUAAACCUUUUGGGCUUUGAGGAACUAUGUAUUUUAUUUUUCAAUCACUUACAUACUUUUUAAUGGAUGUUUUAAUAAACCAUUUGUAUUGCAGAUUUUGAUUAA
Messenger RNA from Salvelinus fontinalis (brook trout), 7920 nucleotides. RefSeq lists its product as uncharacterized. Bases 5171 to 7318 code for a protein of 715 amino acids. The transcript is spliced from 9 exons. NCBI's taxonomy places the organism in Eukaryota, Metazoa, Chordata, Actinopteri, Salmoniformes, Salmonidae. The record is from RefSeq and is a predicted model, not a curated record.